Messenger RNA from Branchiostoma floridae (Florida lancelet), 6317 nucleotides. RefSeq lists its product as uncharacterized. The transcript is spliced from 17 exons. The record is from RefSeq and is a predicted model, not a curated record. The coding region runs from base 163 to 5451 and encodes 1762 amino acids. Gene Ontology annotation, molecular function: protein binding. Gene Ontology annotation, biological process: signal transduction. Lineage: Eukaryota; Metazoa; Chordata; Leptocardii; Amphioxiformes; Branchiostomatidae.
CCGAGCCUCUUCGGCUAAUCUGUCUAACUGUGUGCCAAAAACACACUACGGAUUUGGUGCGUCGAUGUGCCAACAUCUACACAUUGACUUCCACCAACUGAACCGUUGAAUUUAAAAAAAAAUACAGUAUUAGACCUGAACAUACAAAAAGUUUCAUGUUGCAUGAGUGAUUCUGUUCCACAGGAGCUGAGAUAUGCCGCUGAGCGAGGUGACGAGGUCAGAGUUCAGCAGCUCCUAGCCGAGGGAGUCAAUGUCAAUGCUGAUGAUGGUAACAACACCUCCAAAUGUACCGCCCUUCAUAAUGCAUCUUCGAACGGCCACACUGGAAUUGUACAAGCUUUACUCACAGCUGGAGCAAGAGUCGACCCACGAGCCUACAUGAGAUAUACCCCUCUCCGCAAUGCAGCUUCGAACGGACAGACAAGAACUGUGCAGGCUUUACUGACAGCUGGAGCAGACAUUAAUGCAAGAGACCACAGGAAUCGGACCCCCCUUCAUAAGGCGGCAGAAAAUGGGCACCCCGAGUGUGUUAGAGCACUGCUGAAGGCUGGAGCCAACACCGUCAGUAGAGACGAGGACAAGAAGACAGCAGAGGAGCUUGCAGUACAAGAGGACGUGCUGCAGGUGCUCCAGUACUUCAAAGACCUCCAUCCAAAAGUGGUGAAUGGCGGACUCACUAUCGACCUCAGUAGCAAAGGCCUGACCUCCGUCCCAGCCGAGGUGUUUGACUUCACAGAUAUCGAACGCCUUGUCCUGACUAACAACAAGCUGAACAGCAUACCCGAGGAGAUAGGUCAACUACAGAAGCUUCGGACACUUAAACUUGACAACAAUCUGCUGACACAACUUGCGCAAGCAAUCACUACUCUACCUAAACUACUGUACAUUGACGUGUCGCACAAUAGGUUGGAAACAUUGCCUGAAGGAAUCUCCAGGUUACAACUUCACGAGCUCCACAUCAACAACAAUGAAUUCAAAGAGAUACCAGAAGAAGUCUGUUCACUACGUCAGCUGAACACCUUUUCCGUGGGAGUCAACCCCCUCAAGUGUCUCCCUGACAAGAUAUCUCAGCUCACAGGACUGAGAAAGAUGUCCAUGAACAGUUGCCAGUUCGAUGAGUUCCCCAGACAGGUGCUGCAGCUGGAGGGUCUAGAGGAGCUAUACAUGGGGAACUGGGCUGGGGAGGGAAAACCUUUACCUGUACCUGAAGACAUCGGCAGACUGAAGAACCUACGAGUCUUGGAUCUGCAGUAUAGUGGCUUGGAGUCAAUACCGGAUGGUGUUGGGGAACUGGUGCAGCUGAGGUUCUUAAACAUCAAAGGGAACAUGUUCACAUCAGUUCCUGAACAAAUCAUGAACCUGUCCAACAUUGGGAAGUUAGACUUGUCAGAUAACAGAAUCUCCCGCCUUCCCCUGACUCUGAGCCGAUUGGCCACACUGAAGGACAUGAACAUCACUGAAAACCCCCUGACAUACCCUUCCGCUGAUGUCUGUGAGAAAGGUACAGCCGCCAUCAUGGACUUCCUUAGAAGGGAUUUGAAGGAUAAGGAAGAAAGAGAACUGAGGAAACUCUUCCACCGUUUCUCUCAAAGCGUUACUGAACCGAGUGAGGUAGAAGAUCUGGGCGGAGCACUUGGACUUACAGCAGACGAGAUUAUCAAUAUCCAAGCGGCAAGGAACACAAAACCGAGUUCCCAGGCCUAUAAAGUUCUUUCGAAGUGGAUGGAGACAGACAAGGAUGCGUCCAUGGACAAGCUUCAGCAGGAGCUGAGUGAGUCUGGCAUGAGUCAGCUGUCAGAGAAGCUCAGCAGAAUUCAGUCCCAACCAGCUAAGCGGUCGGCACCCAAUACAGCAGAUGGACCGCCUGUCAAGUUGUCGGCAGUCGCAGGGCCAUCUCGUGAAUCGCAUCUGGAAGAAAAGCAGCCCAAAGAGAAGCUCAGACAGGCAGAACAUAAACUUGUACAGAUGCAACAUCACAGAGAGACUCAGGAGGCCAUGUCAACUCGGGUUGCCGAGCAGAAUCUGAGUGGCCAAGUUGGAUUUCCUCGUGCAUCAGUGCCAACUGAAGUGGAGAUGGGAGGUCCAGAGAUGUUGGUUCUCUACGAGCAGGCCUGUAAAGAUGGGACCACUGAAGUCUUCUUCAUCAGGCUGAUCCUGGUAGGGCAACACGGGAAUGGGAAAAGCAGCUUGAAAAACAGUCUCCUUCAACUGGAGUUCAACAGAGAUGAGGAGAGCACUGAUGGCAUUGUGAUCACUCCGUGUCUCAUGACUGGGAGGGAACAAUGGAAAAUAACUGAAGCAACGAAGAACCACCAGUUUGCUCACGCUGUUGGCAUGGAGAUGAAGAAGAUCAAAGAAAAGGAGUCAAGUGUCCCCAAAAAGACAGAAGUAGAGAAAAUGCCGAAAGAAGUCCAUGAAGCCAAACCUGCCAGAGCCAGCUAUCGAGAUACAGAUAGAGACCGCACAGAUCCACCGAUGGUUGCGAAAUCAUCAGGAGAAGAUUCUGCGAGGAAACGAGAGACGACGAGAGAGAAGACAGUCAGUCCAUCAAAGGGCUACGCACUUGCCACCCGUUUCGUUCUUGGCAAAGAUGACUUGUCCAAUCUCGUCGGAUCCAAGGAACAUCCCGCCAUGUCCAUCUGGGACUUCGCUGGGCACGACGUUUACUACAGCAGCCACCAUGUCUUCUACAGCCAUUAUGCCAUCUUCAUCCUCACAAUGAAUCUCACCAAACCUCUCAGUGAGCCGCUUGAGCCAUGGGCUGGCAGCUGCGCAGAAGCACUUCAACUCGAAACAGAAGCAGAUAUCGCAGACUACCAUGUGGAGGCUAUUAGAGCACACACCAGGCCGAACAAGUCUGCCGGUGACCUGGAAGUAAACCAAGACCACAUUCCUCCUGAGGAAGAGAUCAAUGACUUCUUCAACAAACUCAGAGAUCAUUUCACGGGGAAGGCCAUUGGCAAACACGUGUAUGACAGGUACUUUGCCAUUGACAACACCAAGCGUGAUCCAGAAGAUCCAGUAUUGUCAGAUCUAAGAGAUGAUAUCCUCAAGAUUGCCCAACAGCAAAACCACAUGGGCAGGAGAAUCCCAAUCAGCUGGCUGGAGCUGAAGUCCAAGCUCAUGGAAAUGGAGAAGCAGGGCAAAAAGUACUGCAGCCUCCAGGAUGUGAUGGAUGCUACUGACAGCUCUCGCGUACCGGAAGGAUUCACACCAGAGGAAAAUGCUGUCAUCAUCCUGAGGUUCUUCCAUCUGUGUGGAGACAUCCUGUUCUUCGACACCCCAGCACUCCGCAACUUUGUGAUCCUGGACCUGCAGUGGUUCGUGGACAUCCAGAAAACCAUCAUCACCAUCCCACAGUUCCGGGAUCGUGAAGUAAAAGGCAAAUGGGAGCAGCUCGAGGCUACAGGAGUGUUAGAAGACAGCCUCAUCGAGCACGUGUGGAGCUCCAGGAAACGACAAGAGGAGCUAAGGUGCGACCUUAUUGCUCACAAAGAUGAGCUGCUGAAGAUGAUGGAGCAGUUUGAUGUGGUCCUGAAGUGCAGUACUGAGGGUGAAGCUAAGGCAGGCGAAGGUACUACAAAUUCAGAGACCAACACCUUCUUCGUUCCCUCGCUUCUCACCACAGUUAAGGACAAAGGAAGACUGUGCCCAGCCGGUACAAAAUGCAGCAAGCCUAUUUUUGUAGUCUUCGACGAGAAGUUCUUCCCUGUUGGUGUGUACCACCGCCUUGUCAUCGCCAGCACGCGCCGAUACAACAAGCGGAAGCCACUGGCAUAUGCACGCUGUGCAAGGUUCAUCACCAGCAACCCCAGGCAAACCUUCGUCAUCACCAAGGAAAGCCACUACCUGAAGGUGGAGCUGCUGUCAUCAGAGAAGGAAGAGUCUGCCUGCUUCAGCCAUGGUCCGAGUGUUCGGAAAGGUCUGGAUGAAGACCUGAGGGACAUCAUCACCAAGUGGAUCCCGGGCAUAAGGUACAAGUGGUGCCUCCAGUGUUGCUGUGCCAACCACAGGGAAAGGCAGCUGGAUGUCAGCAGCUUCAUCCCCAUCACAAGUGUCACAGAAUGGUUCAUGGACGAAGAAGUCGUCUGUGAAACCUUCGCGCCUGCCACAACCACCAUUCAAGAUAUGGGCCUGGCGGAAUGGUUCCCAAGCUUACAUGCUGGUCAAAGUAGCGGAGCCACGCAACAGGAAAUGUCAACUGCAUCAGCGGCAACAGAUGGAUACGACGUCUUAUCUGUGGCAGAAUUUUUCCCCACGGUUGUUGAAAUGGAGCCACCGUGGGAAGAUCUCGGGAGAAACCUGGGCCUGUCUGAUGCUAACCUGGUGCGAAUCAGACAGGAACACAAAGAUGACACAGCAGCAGCAUCGUCGCCGCAUGAUGACACAGAGAGAAGCUGUCCACGGUGCUGUUUGGCAGUACUACAGGAGUGGCUACAUCUGUCUGGGACGAGAGCAUCGGUAGGAGGACUGAAGAGCGCCCUGGAAACAGCAGGAUUGGAUGCCACCGCAGAGAAGUUGAACACAAAGGAACGGCUGAUGAGUAGAAAGCUCCAGGAGCUGCAAAGCCAAGUGACAAGCAUCGUGCGAGCUGCCCUCCCCAACCUGGACUUUGUCCAAGCUGUGAGCAAGAAAGCAGACAAGGAGAGGGAACAGCUCAACAGGACGACACUCCGUGAGGAACUCUUCAAUGGUAGUUUCAACUAUAGCCUUGACUCAGCUGUCUAUGAUGUGAUACAGAAUUGGAAGCGAUCCGUGUGUCGUAUUAACUGGCUUGGGGGGUCUGGAACUGGAUUCUUGUUGAGUAAGAGAAAGAUUCUCACGUGUUACCAUGUGUAUACAGGAAUGAACGCAGCCUGGCAAAGGUUCACUGAUUUAAGUUUGUUAACUGCAACAUUCUUUGUAUCUCCCACGGAAGAAUACAAAGUUAGCUUUCCUGCGACCACCCUCAAAUGUCAUAGUCAGGAAUUUGACCUUGACUAUGCCAUUCUGCAACUGUCCGUCGAUGAUGAGGCAGCGAGUGUCAUUGACAGCCUACCUAGCCUUGGGCGGUACGUGUCAGAAAGUGAAGACCACAGAAACAUGGUGGUUGUUGUUGGCCAUCCCCACGGUGGGAGUAAGAUGGUUGACUUCUGUCCCAUCGUUGGCAUGGACCAACGAUACAUCAUCCAUGCCCGCUUUGGGAACCCCGAGUUUCCCCAUGAAGACCCCCGCAAACCCAUGUACCAUACAGGUGCCAUGUUCCACGGCUCCUCAGGCUCCCCAGGGUUUGACACGCACGGCAAUGUAGCGCUCAUGCACACCCGGGGGUUCUUCCCUGACAGAAGCAGGCAGAGCCUUGUUGAACGCGGGGUUCGUCUGUCUGCUAUCAGAGAGCAUGCGCGUCAAAACCUGGCACCUGACAUCUUUAACGAGAUCUUUCCUGAUAGUCCCAUGGAGGUUACAGAUUAAUGUGUGCAUUGGAUUGUUUAUCCCCGUGAAGCAUGUUCAGGGCAUGGGCAUGAACAUGUUCUGUACGAAAUACAGUAUCUAACUGCAUCUAUUAAAUGAUUAAUUGAUAUCAUUUUGACGUAUUUCGUACUUCUGACAUUGUGAUCCUAGCUACCAUUAGUAGAUACUGCAUAAUUCUGUACAAACCAUUUUGUACAUGUGUAUCAUUCCAUUAACCUUUAAUGUGCUAAGGACGGCCUUUGUUGCUUCAGUGUGUACCAAGGGUGUACAAUAAUGUUUUACCAAUGCAAACCAAGUGUUAAAGCAACGAUAAGUGGUAUUUGUAAACCUUUAUCUUAAUAUGUCUAAUUAUGGUGUUACAUCGAUACAAUACACAAUACAUAAACAAUAUGUGUCUACAUCGUAUAUUGACACUGCAUUUAGGCUGUCUAGUGUUUGCGAUGCGUAAACUUAGCAAUUUAUCUGCUUUGCUCUGAACCUGCAAAUAAGAUGAUUGUUUGCAACAUGCACAGAGACAUAAUCAUUACAUUAUAUAUGUACAUGGCCUGUUCCACUUACAUUAUAGUACAAUACCAAAGCACCCCUACAUCCUACUUAACCAUGUCUCCCUGCCUUAUCCCAUAACUAAUGCAAAUUAGGAGUCAAACUGCUACCUUAGUAGGAAGGAGGUUAAAGGUUUCAACACAAAUAUAUAACAUAUCAUAGUAGCUAAAUCAAUUUUUUUUAAGUUUGAAGAAGAAGCUUUUGGACUCAGAAUACUGGGCUACAUCACACACCAAUGUCCUCCAAACCUUUGUCCUGGAAGAAUAUAGAUUCUAUCCACAUUUCUACCUAUUAUGCAUGUAACAUAUGUUGGCUCAAUUUGA